AUGGCAGCUGCAGCAGAAAUAGAAAGUUUUGACAAAUUAGUACUCAACGCUCUUUCUGGGCCUGAAUUAGAAGAGUUUAAUCGAAUUUAUUAUGGUAGACCAAAUCAUCAUGCACUGCCCAUUAAAUUAUCAACAACAGAAUGUGCUAAAGAGAAUAAUUUUGAAGUUGCUGCCUAUGAUUUCCCUGCUAAAAAGGAAGAAAUUAGAAGCUCUCGUGUUGUUAGAGUUGGUAUAAUUCAACAUUCAAUAGUUGAGUCCACCGACAAACCUAUUGUCGAGCAGCGACAGGCCAUUUUUGAAAAAAUAAAAAGAAUUAUAGUAGCUGCUGCAAAUGAAGGAGUUAAUAUUUUAUGUUUUCAAGAGUGUUGGAAUAUGCCUUUUGCAUUUUGCACAAGAGAAAAACAACCAUGGUGUGAAUUCGCUGAAUCAGCACAUGAUGGUCCCAGUACCCAAUUUCUUAGGGAAUUUGCUGUUAAAUAUGGCAUGGUAUUUAUUUCUCCUAUAUUAGAGCGCGAUGAAAACCAUGGGGAUACAAUUUGGAAUACUGCUGUUGUUAUAGAUGACCAAGGAAAAGUUAUAGGCAAACACAGAAAAAAUCACAUCCCUAGAGUUGGUGAUUUUAAUGAAUCUACAUAUUAUAUGGAAGGAAUUACGGGUCAUCCCGUUUUUGAUACAAAAUUUGGAAAGAUUGCGGUCAAUAUCUGCUAUGGAAGACAUCAUCCAUUAAACUGGCUGCUGUUUGGCAUAAACGGUGCUGAAAUUGUAUUCAAUCCAUCAGCCACAGUAGCAGGCCUCAGUGAACAUCUGUGGGCCAUUGAAGCUCGUAAUGCAGCUAUUGCUAACAGUUAUUUUACCUGUUCUAUAAACAGAGUAGGUUCUGAGAAGUUUCCUAAUGAAUUUACAUCAGGUGAUGGGAAGCCUGCCCAUAAGGAGUUUGGGCAUUUCUAUGGUUCCAGCUAUGUCACUGCACCAGAUGGAUGCCGUACACCUGGACUGUCUAGAGUAAAUGAUGGAUUAUUGAUAGCACAAAUGGAUCUUAAUCUGUGCCGUCAAGUUAAAGACAAAUGGGGCUUCACUAUGACUCAAAGAUUAGACUUAUAUGCAGAGAGCCUCAAUAAAGUUGUGAAACCAGAUUAUGAGCGUCAAAUAAUUAAUAAGAAUUAA
Danaus chrysippus (African queen) is the source of this 1164-nucleotide messenger RNA. The record is from the annotation of a GenBank genome assembly. Lineage: Eukaryota; Metazoa; Arthropoda; Insecta; Lepidoptera; Nymphalidae.